This is a messenger RNA of Penicillium robsamsonii, 1698 nucleotides long. RefSeq lists its product as uncharacterized. The record is from RefSeq and is a predicted model, not a curated record. Bases 1 to 1698 code for a protein of 565 amino acids. Gene Ontology annotation, molecular function: medium-chain fatty acid-CoA ligase activity. Lineage: Eukaryota; Fungi; Ascomycota; Eurotiomycetes; Eurotiales; Aspergillaceae. Gene Ontology annotation, biological process: fatty acid metabolic process. The transcript has 3 exons.
AUGGCAAUGUCUGGAGACAGAACAUCCUUUGUUCCUCCCCACCGUGGAGAUAACGUGCUUCCGAAUACACCACUUUUCCAUAGACUUUUACGACUGGCCAGCCGCUCCCCUCCCCCAAUUGCGAUACGGGACAUCCGUGGUGGCAUAGAGAAAACCUACCUGCAGCUACUGUCGGAUGUGUUGAGUGUACGCAAAGGACUGCUUGAAUUACUGGAUGUCAAGAUCCGGCACCAACUUGAGGAAGACACUGAAACAUACAUCGCCCUCAUAGCGCCUGGAUCCUACGCGUACACAGUUGGGUUCUUUGCGAUCUUAGCCGCUGGCGCAGCCGUGGUUCCAAUUGCCGUGAAGUUACCAGCGGCGGAAACAUCCUACUACCUACGCAAGGCGAGAUGUGUUGCCAUUCUGGCAUCGAAUGAUACCUCGAACCUGGCCUCGCCAACGGCUAAAAUUCCCCUCCCUGGACCCGAGUCUCAAAUUCCGCAGCUGUCGAUCACCACAAGGCUAAAUUCGUCCGAUUUCAUCACCCAGGAUAUCGUGCUCUCUGCAGGCCAAUUUUCAAAUCCCAACCAAGCAGGCUUGGUCAUUUUCACUUCUGGUACUACGGGUCCCCCAAAGGGCGUGGUCCAGCGACGUGGUCAGCUCUUGGAGAACGCAGAAUUGGUAGCAGAUCAUUAUCGAAUCACUGAUCAAGAUGUGGUGCAGCACAUGCUCCCUGUCCACCACGCUACCGGUAUCGGCAUUACUCAGCUUCCGUUUCUGGUCUCUGGCGCAUGUGUUGAGUUCCGCAGCAGUAGUUUCGAUGCCGCUUGGACAUGGGAGCGAUGGCGUCAAGGCGGCCUUACAGUAUUCUCCGGCGUCCCCACGUUAUACUCACGACUAAAGCAGCAUUUCGAAGAUGUAAUUGCCCUCCUACCUCCCCAGGAGCAAGCGAGCUAUAUCCAGGGGGCACGAAAGCUCCGUAUCCUCCUCUGUGGGACGUCUGCACUACCCGGUCCCGUGCAGCAAUUUUGGACGGAACUAAUGGGUGGAAGGCCUGUUCUGACUCGGUAUGGUGCAACUGAAAUCGGGUCAAUCUUCAAGGUGGAUCUUAAUCCGGUGGGUACACCCGCAAAUAGUGUCGGGCGGCUCGAGCCUGGUGUAUCAGCCAAGAUCUCUGGCGAGGGCCUCUUGAUGGUGAAAGGGCCAUACAUGUUCUCCAAAUACCUCUUCGACGAAAAAGAAACGGCCACCUCACAUGAUCCUGAGGGCUUCUUCCAAACCGGGGACGUGGUCCGAAAGGAGGGCCCAUACUACACGAUUUUAGGUCGUGCAUCGGUGGAUAUUAUCAAGUCUGGUGGCUACAAAAUAUCUGCCCUCGACAUCGAGCGAGAGAUACUGGGUUUAGAGUAUAUCUCCGAGGUAAUGGUAGUGGGGGUUCCAGAUGAGGAAUUUGGAGAGAGGGUGGCUGCUGUCGUCUGCCUAUCCGCCAAGCACCGCGACAAGAGACUGACCUUGGAUACAUUGCGGGCCGAUCUUCGCAGUCAUUUGGCAGGGUACAAGAUGCCAACGCUGUUGCGUAUCCUCAGCGAAGAGCUCCCCAAAUCGGCCACGGGCAAGGUGCAAAAGAAGAUUCUAGGGCCACGGUUCUUUCACAAGGACUAUCACAGUGAUCCGGAGGUCCAAAUGUGGAGAAAGAGCUCGAGGGCCCGGAUUUAA